Molecule: messenger RNA, 843 nt
Organism: Metarhizium brunneum ARSEF 3297
Lineage: Eukaryota; Fungi; Ascomycota; Sordariomycetes; Hypocreales; Clavicipitaceae
Source: RefSeq, a predicted model, not a curated record
AUGGCACCCAUCGUCGUCCCUGAGAAUAAACCUGAGAAACGCUUCUACGCAGGCGGAGCACGGAUUUCUGCGGUUCGCUCCAACCCCCCUUGCUCCUCUCACCAGCCCGAAGACUGGGUAUCUUCCACGACGUGCUGCUUCGCCACGGCCGGUAUUGGCUACAGCCAGCCGGCUUCAGGACGGGACUCUGCUCACAGAUGCAGUGCACACCUUGGACGAAAUCACGGCAAAGCGGAAGCCUGGUAUAUCCUGACACCCGGCUCGGUGUGGCUUGUAUUAAAGGAAUCGAUUGACAGCGGGGAGCUACCGCAACUUGUCGAGACGGGUCGGGGAACGAACCCGCUGGAUCGUAUGCAAAAGUUUGGCCUUUUGCCGCGUCAGACGCUGCACGUUCCGCCGGGUACAUUGCACGCUAUUAGUAAUGGCAUCGUAGUUGUUAAAAUCCAGGGGCCAGAGGAUCUUUCCGUGCUGUGCGAAUGGGGCGGGUUUGCUAUUCAUGGCAAAAACGGCGGCCAUCUGGGGCUUGAGUUUCCCACUGCUCUCAAAGCCGUGGAUUACGUUCAGGUCGAGCAAUGGGUAACGUCGGGAGUUGUCGCAAAGAGCGUUUUGGCUGCAGAGUCCACCAAGCACUUUGGACUUGAGAGAAUCCAUGUAGAAGGUUCAGCGAGAACCAAGCGCGGAUUUGCCAUUCUAGUCGUUCUUGAUGGCAAGUUGUUAUCGAACACUUCGCACUCUGAUCCCUUGCCGCUAUCCAAAGGGUUCACACUGGUGAUUCCCCAUGAAGACGACGAGCUAAGUCUACAAGGGGAGGCUGACGUGCUGAUUGCUCGACCGCCUCAGUGA